AUGACAAACCUCACCACCUCCACCCCGGCCGCCCAACCCGCCGUCGCCAACGGCAAAGCCCCUGCUUCCACCACGACGACGGAGCACGACGACCUCCUCUUCCCCACGACCCUGAUCUCCCCGGAGGUGGUCAGCGUGCUGCCGGAGAACUACACGAUCCGGCCCGUGCGCCGCUCCGACUAUCAGCGCGGCUAUCUGGACGUGCUCCGUGUGCUCACCACCGUGGGCGACAUCACCGAGGCGCAGUGGAACCAGCGCUACGACUGGAUCUCCUCGCGCAACGACGAGUAUUACCUGCUGGUGAUCUGUGACGGCAGCGACCGCAUCGUCGGCACCGGCAGUCUGAUCGUCGAGCGCAAGUUCAUCCACUCGCUCGGCAUGGUCGGCCACAUCGAGGACAUCGCCGUCGACAAGGACCAGCAGGGUAAGAAGUUGGGAUUGCGGCUUAUCCAGGCGCUGGACUACGUCGCUGAGAAGGUUGGGUGUUAUAAGACUAUCCUCGAUUGCUCUGAGACUAAUGAGGGGUUCUAUCUUAAGUGUGGGUUCAAGCGGGCUGGGUUGGAGAUGGCGCAUUAUUACUAG
Molecule: messenger RNA, 582 nt
Organism: Aspergillus homomorphus CBS 101889
Lineage: Eukaryota; Fungi; Ascomycota; Eurotiomycetes; Eurotiales; Aspergillaceae
Gene: gup1
Product: glucosamine 6-phosphate N-acetyltransferase
Exons: 2
Coding region: 1-582 (193 amino acids)
Biological process (GO): UDP-N-acetylglucosamine biosynthetic process
Cellular component (GO): endoplasmic reticulum-Golgi intermediate compartment; endoplasmic reticulum; Golgi apparatus
Molecular function (GO): monosaccharide binding; glucosamine 6-phosphate N-acetyltransferase activity
Source: RefSeq, a predicted model, not a curated record